UAUACCCAUAUUUUUCUCCCCAACUGUUUAGUGAGGCAAAACUGCUCCGCAUAGAUGAGAGUGAUGGGUCCUUCAAUCCCACUGAAGAAAAGAAGUCACUACGCUGUCGACCAGGAACUGUUGGCACCAGCAGCGAGUACCUAAAAACAUAUGCAAGGCGAGGCAAAACUGGAAGUUUUAGAGUUUUGAAAGGGAACUCAAUUGGACUCAACAUGCUGGGAAAUAGCAAGAAAUUGAGGCUUCUGCCUCUUCCAGGCAAUUUCCAGGACUAGCUGGGAUGCUCCUUCAUUUCCCCUCUGAUAGGACAUUAUAACACACAAGAACCACUUUGCACUACUUCAGAGCAAGUUUUCAUCAACUCUGCUCCCUCUCAGAUUCAGCCUGAGCUCUGGCCUCAAAAGAAUUGAGCACAAAUGCUGAUAUCUGUUUAUUUCGUGUUCCAGCAGCUCACCACCACUGCUGGUAUUCACUGACAAUACUCCUACUCUACUCUUUUUUAUUCAAGUUAUAACUGAAAGCAAUAACUAUAUGAAACACCAGCCACAGGAAGUUUGUAAUAUAGUUAAAUUGUUUCCAGUGAUGUCAGUUCCCAUCCACCCCAUAUGCAGGGAAGAGAUCACAAGACAUCCAGUCAAUAAAUAGCCAUCUUAUAUAAAGUCAAACCAAGCAUAACCUGAACCUCAGCCAUGUGUUGAUAUGCAGGAAGUUAUUGGUUAAUAAAUGGUAGUGUAGCCAUGCUGUGGUCUCAGGAUAUGAGUGAGAGGAAGAGGUGGGCAGGGCAGUAUCUCUUAUUGGACCAACUUCCAUUGGUAGAAGGGUUAAGCUUUUGAACUUCACAAACCUCUUUGUUAGGACUCUGUGGCGCUCAAAAGCUAGUCUCUUCUCUAAACAGAAGUUAGUCCAAUAAAAUAUAUUAUCUCACUUACCCUCUCUCACUCAUUUGUGGAAUCAACAUGGCUACACCGCCACUUGUGUCUCUCCUAAGUUAAUAAGACACUUCCAGUGACUCUUAUCACUGAGAGUCACUUCAGCUAGUGUGCAUCAUAGAAACAUGGAGUGAUCUUACAUCCAGUGCUGUCUGACCUUGUUUCCUCCCACUACACUGUACACUAAAGACUCUUAACGUGGAGAAAACAAAUCUGGAAAUGGUCAAACCAUUCUGUUCCUAGACAUACAGUUUCUAGCUGUGGGCAGUCUGAUUUGGAUCCUUGGACUGAAUAUAAAU
This is a messenger RNA of Chelonoidis abingdonii (Abingdon island giant tortoise), 1225 nucleotides long. NCBI's taxonomy places the organism in Eukaryota, Metazoa, Chordata, Testudines, Testudinidae. The record is from RefSeq and is a predicted model, not a curated record.